AUGCACCCUCCUUUCUGGGGCACUCCCUCCGUAUGUGACCCAGCUGUCCGCACUCCCAACACCCCGGUUGUCUUGGGUCAGGGAGUGGCCUUCUCCAGCCCCUUUCAUGGGGGUGGUCUCUCCAACGAUAGCCCGAAUGGCCAUGCUCCCCCUGAUCCCAAGCAACAGGAGGAGUCUCUGUCCACCCCGUUCUCGUCUCUCUUGACCAUCCCUUUUCUUCUCCCCUCCCCUGGGAGGCUGGACCGGAAUAGACUCCCUUUUCUGUUUCUUUCCUUUUUCUGUUUCUUUCCUUUUUCUGUUUCUUUCCUUUUUCUGUUUCUUUCCUUUUUCUGUUUCUUUCCUUUUUCUGUUUCUUUCCUUUUUCUGUUUCUUUCCUUUUUCUGUUUCUUUCCUUUUUCUGUUUCUUUCCUUUUUCUGAAUUUGCGUGAAAAAACCAGUAUUUUAGUGACUGAUAGCGUAUCUACAUCAGAAGAGUUUGCUUUGGCAGCAGGCUUACGUAGACGUACGAGAUCAGUUGGACCGCAAGACUCUUCUGCUUUGUUGAAUCAGUUACGGCAAGAGGAAGUAAUCCGAGAAAAGAAAGCUCGUAAACAGCAUAUGGAGGAACGACGAGCUGCUCAAGAAGCUCAUGUACAAGAAAUAAUUGGAUGGGAAGAUAUCUUGCUGGAAGAACCAUUGAAUUCUCAAAUGAGGGCCAUGUGGGAACUACCUCAAAUUGGUCAUUUCUUAUUUCUGUGCCAAGAACCUCUCUAUUUGGCUGAAGUACCACAGUAUGAACUUGAGCGAUGUUUUCUGAUGGCUCGUGAGAGUACAACUAUGCAAAGAAUCAUGAGCUCAUUACUAAGCACUCCUCAUCAAAGAACAAAACUCUACAAUCAUCGCCAUCGGAUGCCUUACAGAAUUUGGGAGGAGAAAUUACAAAUGAAGGUGAAAUAUUGGUAUGAUGUUCUUGAAUCAUUUGGAGGGAAUGUAAAUAAGGCAGCAGAUAAAUUAGGUCUUGAGCCUUUUGCCUUUGAGUCUUCACAGCCCUCUACAUCCCAUCCACCAAAGUCCCCCUCUCGCUCCACAUCCUCCGACCAACACCUUCUCCCCGUCCCUCAACCUCUCUUUGUAAAGCGAAGCCUCCACUUGCUUCUCCUUCCACUUCUGCCCAGUCCCAAAUUCCUCUCCAGCCCAUUUAGACAACCCUUUACGCCCCGCAACACUCCCAGUCCUUCUCCUACUAAAUCGCCUGAACACCAGGAAUCAUUACGUGAAGCAAUUGAAUUACAACCACCUGAAGAACAACGGGAAUAUAACUUGGGCAGUGAUUCAGAAGGCAAUGUGUAUAUUCAUUUUCCUCAAUUCUGUGGAGCAGACUUGAGAGUCUAUCGACAUAAACCUUUUCCUGAUCCAUACUUGGAAAAUGAAGACAUGAAUGAUUUUGAAGUAGAAUCAUCUGUGAAAGAAAAAAUGGAAACCUACAGUCCAGUAAAGAAAAAAUACAGCACAAAAUCUGAAGUUGUUUCUGAAGUAAUAUCUCCUCCUUCAGUUCGACCAAGCAGAUUGAGACAGAACAUUAAAACUAUUUUACCAGUCACAGUAACCACAAGUGAAGAUGAGGAGGAAGUGGAGAGCAUUGAUAAUGAUUACAUUGAACCUUUACAAAAAGUAAAGAAAAGAGUUGAACAAAAUGAGUCACGAGAAAAUAGUCUUACAAAUAGUUCAAAUGAUGAGUUGAUAUGCAAAACAGAAAAAGAGGAAACAGAUGUAGAAUUGGAACCUGAAAUUGGAAGAUUUGAAUUGAUUGUGGAUUCUACAAGCAAUGCCACAUGGAGCAAAAUGGAUCUCUCUCUCUCUCUCUCUCUCUCUCUCUCUCUCUCUCUCGUUCCUGUAUGA
Messenger RNA from Acanthosepion pharaonis, 1878 nucleotides. NCBI's taxonomy places the organism in Eukaryota, Metazoa, Mollusca, Cephalopoda, Sepiida, Sepiidae. The record is from the annotation of a GenBank genome assembly.